Molecule: messenger RNA, 2556 nt
Organism: Cordyceps militaris CM01
Lineage: Eukaryota; Fungi; Ascomycota; Sordariomycetes; Hypocreales; Cordycipitaceae
Product: neutral alpha-glucosidase ab precursor
Exons: 1
Coding region: 1-2556 (851 amino acids)
Biological process (GO): carbohydrate metabolic process
Molecular function (GO): hydrolase activity, hydrolyzing O-glycosyl compounds; carbohydrate binding
Source: RefSeq, a predicted model, not a curated record
AUGCCGCAGCAACAAGAGCGAGUCUUGUCCGGAUGGGCCGCAGCACCAGCUAAUACGCCCGGUGCCCAAGAGCCAAGAGUGCUUCUGUCCAGCGGCCGAGAUGCUGAUGAUGCCUUUGAGUUCUCAUUCGAAACCCUACGAGCCAAUGUGUUCCGAACACGGUUCACGUCCCCGUCGCAUCCUCUGCCCCCGCACCCCAGCGCUCCGCCGACGAAGGCCGACCUGGACGGGGUGCCGGUGUCUGUCUCGUCGCCCUCUGCGACGACGAAGCAAAUCGAGAUUGGUCAUGUCCUCGUCAAGCUGGACUGGACGGAAUCGUCCCCGCUUCUCUCUGUCGCGUACGCCGAGAGCAAAGACGACACGAUUCUGCAGGAUCUGCCGUUCCGCGGCUACGUCGUCGACGGGCCUGGAGUCGCGCACUACACGCGCUACAACCGCGGCACUCUGCACGUCGGCCUGGGCGAAAAGGCCGCGCCGAUGGACCUGUCGGGGCGCAAAUUCGAAAUGUCCGCCACUGACAGCUUUGGCUAUGACAUUUACCGCACCGACCCUCUGUACAAGAACAUCCCGCUUCUCAUCAAUGCAACCCCGAGCGGCUGCGUCGCUACCUUUUCCACCAGCCACACCCGGGGAUUGUAUUCCAUCGGCUCCGAAAUGGACGGCAUGUGGGGGCGCUACAAGGUCUUUCGUCAAGACUAUGGCGGUCUGGAAGAGUACACGAUUGUCGGGCGGACCCUCAAGGACAUCGUGCGCACGUAUGCCGAGCUGGUCGGCUUCCCGCUGCUGGUCCCGCGAUGGGCGUUUGGCUACCUCUCGGGCGGCAUGAAGUACUCCAUGCUCGACGACCCGCCCGCGUCCGAGGCGCUGCUCGCGCUGGCGCACAAGAUGAAGGCGCACGACAUUCCCUGCUCGGCGUACCAAAUGUCGUCGGGCUACACCGUCGCUGAGACGCCGCCCAAGACGCGCAAUGUCUUUACGUGGAACCGCCACCGUUUCGCCGACCCAGAGGCCUGGAUCCGAGAGUACCACAAGCUUGGCAUGCGGCUCAUUGCCAAUGUCAAGCCGUACGUGCUGGCGAAUCAUCCCGAGUACGAAAAGCUGAAGGCGGCCAACGCCUUUUUCACGGACCCCACCACCAAACAGCCGGCCGUAGCGCGGCUUUGGAGCGCGGGCGGUGGCGAGAGCGGCGAGGGAGGCCACAUUGACUUCACGUCCGAAGCAGGCUUUCAAUGGUGGUAUGACGGCGUCAAGAAGCUGCGCAACGAGGGCAUCGAUUGCAUCUGGAACGACAACAACGAGUAUGUCAUUACAGAUGACAACUGGGCGUGUGCGUUGACCCUGCCGGGGCUGGACGUUCCCACGGCGUGGCAGGGUCGGCCGCAGAUUGGCAUCUGGGGCAGAAGUCUUCACACGGAGCUGCAUGGUCGAGCGUCCCACGAUGCGCUUGUCGACGCGGACACUGAACGCCGACCUUUUGUGCUCACGCGCAGUGCCACGGCUGGAACUAUGCGAUAUGCUUGCAGCUCCUGGAGCGGCGACAACACUACCAGCUGGGAGAGUAUGAAGGGAUCGACGGCGCUCGGCCUUAACGCCGGCGUCUCCCUCCUGCAUUGCUACGGCCACGACAUUGGCGGCUUCGAGGGCCCGCAGCCGUCCCCCGAGCUGCUCCUGCGCUGGGUGCAGCUAGGCAUCUACUCGCCACGGUUCGCCAUCAAUUGCUUCAAGACGUUCACCGAGAAUAACAUUGGCGACGUCAUCGAGCCGUGGAUGCACCCGUCCAUUACCCACCUCAUCCGCAAGACGAUUAAGCGCCGCUACGCCCUGAUUCCGUACAUUUACUCCUCCAUGAUUGACAGCCACCGAGAGGCCACGCCGCCGCAGCGCUGGAUGGGCUGGGGCUAUGAAAGCGACCCCGAGGUAUGGAAGAAGCCACUGACGGACGGCGAGACGCAGUACUGGUUUGGCGACUCUAUUGUAGUCGGCGGCGUGUUUGAGCCGGGCGCGACGCAGGUCAGGGUGUAUUUACCCAAGGGGGGCGACGCGGACGAGGGUUAUGUGAAUAUGAACGCGCCGUAUCAGUAUUUCGAGGCCGGUCAGUGGGUCACUAUCGAUGCCGAGUGGCACGGCGCCGGUAUUGCUGUCAUUGCAAAGGUGGGCGCGGCCAUCCCGACUGGUCGCGAUGUGCAGGUUCUCUCGCCUGGUGAAAAUGAGAAUGUGGCUGGCCUACCGCUCGAUGACAUGCGCGCUGUCGAGAUAUUCCCGCCGCGGAGGGGCUCUGGCGACAGGUGGUUUGAGACCACGUGGCACGAGGAUGACGGCGUUUCGGCGGUAGCGAAAAAUAUGAUUUCUUCCUACACGGUCUCCUAUAGCACGACGGAUGAAGCUGUGAAUUUCAGAUUCACAAGAGACGAGCGUUCUGGAUUCGAAGCGCCUUGGAAGACGCUGGUUGUCGUUCUGCCUGCGGGCGAUGUGCGGGUUGUGCAGAGCAGUGAUGGUAGGGCCGUCUCUGACUUGGGUCGCGACGAGCAGGGGCGCAGAAGAUUUGAACUGUUGUAG